AAAAAGCCAGAGCCCGGCCCCAAACCGGGCACGGAGCGAUGCGCACCGGGCACCCCAACGGCACCGCAGCUGCCCCGAGCCCAGGGGAGCGCCCACGGUGCCGUGCUGCGCCGCGCAUCGCUCCCCUUCCCGUUGUCUCCGGCCGCAGACCCUGCAGUGAUCUCCCCUCAGGACCCCACGCUGCUCAUCGGUUCCUCCCUGACCGCCACCUGCACCGUCAGCGCCGACCUCCGCCUGCGCGCGCAGGACCUGUACUGGACGCUGAACGGCCGCCGUCUGCCUGCUGCCUCCUACACCACCCUCGGCCCCACCACGCUCAGCGUGGCCCUCGCCCGCCUCAACGGCUCCCGGCAGCAGUCGGGGGACAACCUGGUGUGCCACAGCCGCGACGGCGGCAUCCUGGCCGGCUCCUGCCUCUAUGUUGGAUUACCCCCAGAAAAACCGGUCAACAUCUCCUGCUGGUCCAAGAACAUGAAGGACCUCACCUGCACGUGGGCCCCGGGGACGGAGGGGGAGACCUUCCUGCACACCAACUACACGCUCAAGUACAAGCUCCGGUGGUACGGCCGUGACAACACGUGCCAGGAAUACCACACGGCCGGGCCCUACUCCUGCCACAUCCCCAAGGACCUGGCCCUCUUCACGCCCUAUGAGAUCUGGGUGGAGGCCUCCAACCGGCUGGGGGUGGCCGUGUCUGACGUCGUCAUGUUGGACAUCCUCGAUGUGGUCACCACCGACCCGCCAUCCGACGUGCACGUCAGCCGAGUGGGUGACCUGGAGGACCAGCUGAGCGUGCGCUGGAGCUCCCCGCCGGCGCUGAAGGAUUUCCUCUUCCAAGCCAAGUACCAGAUCCAGUACCGCGUGGAGGACAGCUCGGAGUGGAAGGUGGUGGAUGAUGUGGGCAACCAGACCUCGUGCCGCCUGGCAGGGCUGCGCCCCGGCACCGUCUACUUCGUCCAGGUGCGCUGCAACCCCUUCGGCAUCUACGGCUCCAAGAAGGCCGGCAUCUGGAGCGACUGGAGCAACCCCACGGCCGCCUCCACGCCGCGCAGCGAGCGCACGGCGGGGGGCUGCGACCCCAAGGGAGGCGAGCAGAACACGACGCUGCGGCGGGAGCUGAAGCAGUUCUUUGGGUGGGUGAAGAAGCACUCCUACGGCUGCUCCAACCUCAGCAUCAAGCUGUACGACCAGUGGCGCGUGUGGCUGCAGAAAUCCCACAAAACACGCAACCAGGUUCUACCCGGCGAUAAGUUGUAGCCCCCGCAGGGCUGAGCGCCGGCAGCACCGCACCGGGUGCCCAAAGCCCCCCCGGGGCCGCCCGCCCCGUCCCUGCCACCACAGUGCGCUGGGGGGGGGCUCAGCAGUGGCCGGAUCUCGGCGCGGCCCUGCAACCCG
Meleagris gallopavo (turkey) is the source of this 1395-nucleotide messenger RNA. NCBI's taxonomy places the organism in Eukaryota, Metazoa, Chordata, Aves, Galliformes, Phasianidae. The record is from RefSeq and is a predicted model, not a curated record.